Molecule: messenger RNA, 1131 nt
Organism: Clarias gariepinus (North African catfish)
Lineage: Eukaryota; Metazoa; Chordata; Actinopteri; Siluriformes; Clariidae
Product: olfactory receptor 52E4-like
Exons: 2
Coding region: 1-1131 (376 amino acids)
Biological process (GO): G protein-coupled receptor signaling pathway
Cellular component (GO): membrane
Molecular function (GO): G protein-coupled receptor activity; olfactory receptor activity
Source: RefSeq, a predicted model, not a curated record
AUGACUGAUUUUACCAAUAUAUCUACUCUGACACUUCAGGGCUUCAAUUUACCUCCUGAGACUAUUUUCCCUGCAUUUGUCUUUGCAACAGUGGGUUACCUGACCAUCCUCAUUUGCAAUCUUGUCCUACUCUUCACAAUCAUUCUUAAUAAGAGUCUUCACCAGCCUAUGUACUUUUUGCUAUUAAACCUGCCUAUAAAUGAUCUUAUAGGUUCUACAGCCCUGUUUCCACAAAUUAUUAAGGAACUCGUAUUGGAUACCAGGACAAUAGAGUUUUCAACCUGUGUCGCUCAAGCUUUCUUUAUACAUAUUUAUGCAACAGGUGCAGUAUUCAUUUUGACAGUUAUGGCAUAUGACAGAUAUGUGGCUAUUUGCUGCCCUAUGAGAUACAACACUAUAAUGAGUAAUGUACACAUAGUGAGGCUCAUCUCCUUGGUCUGGGUUUUUAAUAUACUAAUAAUAGCAGUGCUUUUUAUCCUUCUGUUGCGCUUACCACGAUGCAGAUCUUUUGUGACUCACACAUACUGUGACAACCCGUCUUUGCUCCAGCUGGUCUGCCUAAAUACAACUAUAAAUAACAUAUAUGGAUUGAUGACUGUAGCUGUCAGCCAGGUGAUAACAGUUGGGCUAAUUGCAUUUACAUACAUUCGAAUCCUUAUAGCCUGUUUUAAAAACAAAGGAUCUGAUACACGUAGCAAAGCCCUACAGACGUGUGCCACACACUUAACAGUCUUUCUCCUGUUUGAAUGUUUAGGCCUUUUCACAAUUAUUUCCUACAGGUUAACAGAUAUUUCUCCCCAUUUAAGGAAAUUCAGUGGAGUUGCCGCUAUGAUUUUACCUCCAACAUUAAAUCCUAUUAUAUAUGGACUAAGAACAAAGGAAAUCAGGAUACGAGCAUUAAAAUUUCUUCAAAAAAGGGACACCGAACACCUAACAGCCUCCACCAUCACCACUCCUCCGUCUGCGUCAACACAUCGCCCUAGCUCACCUCACUUCUCAGGAUGGAGCCCUAACGCCACAAAGCGUUCUCCUUCCAACACGAGGUAUGAAGUCGGGUGUCAUGGGGAAUCCGAGCGCAAUGCGGGCACAGCUGUCUCCUGCGUGCGCCGAAUUCAUUAUAGCAUACUCUAA